AUUAUCCCAAUCUCCAUUCUUUUUAUCGUUCGUUUGUUUCUUAUCCUACUCUGUAUUCUUUCUCCUCCGUUAGAAGCAAAGAAUGGAGACGACGACGCCUCCUCCUCCUCCGGCAAAGCCUCAGCAACCACAUUCCACUGUGUCCCAUCGUCAGCGUACGGCGGGAAGAGAAGACUGGUGGACCGAAGACGCGACGGCGACGCUGCUCCAAGCGUGGGGGCAUCGUUUCGUCAGACUCGAUUUCGGGAAUCUCCGGCAGAACGACUGGAAGGAAGUCGCCGACGCUGUGAACUCGAGUCAUGGUAGCGGCCGUCCGAAGACGGACACGCAGUGCAAGAGCCGGAUCGAUACGUUGAAGAAGAAGUACAAAGCUGAGAAAGCCAAGCUUUCUCCGUCGGCUUGGCGCUUCUUUGACCGCCUCGACGUUUUAAUCGGUCCCGUCUCGAAGAAACCUGCGGAGGAAGUUGUCAAGUCAGAGGCUUUAAAGCCUUAUCUGAGUUUAACCGGAACUAAGUAUAGGGAAAGCUCUCUUGAAGAUGAUGAUGAGGAGGAAGAGGAUGGUGACUGGGGCUUCGUCACUAGGAAGCAUCCUCGUGUGGAAGAGGGAGAUUUGAGCGAAGAGACAGCGUGUAAGGAACUAGCUAGAACGAUUGUGAAGUUGGGGGAGGUUUACGAGAGAAUCGAAGGUAGGAAGCAGAAGAUGAUGGUUGAUUUGGAGAAGCAAAGAAUGGAAGUUGUUAAGGAGAUAGAGUUGCAAAGAAUGAACAUGUUGAUGGAGAUGCAGUUAGAGCUCGAGAAAUCAAAGAACCGGAAACGUGGAGAUUGUUCAGGCAAGAAAUAGUGUGGUGAAGCAAGGAAGAUGUACUUAACUCUGCUGAAGCUCUUUGCAAAUUGGAGGGGCGCCUGUUAGUAUUGGUAAUCUGUAGGAUAGUAAGUUACAUAACUCUUUAGGAAGCCUUUUUGUCUUACCCUCUAGCACCUUAAGGUAUAUUGUUGUGAUUGAGCAGAUCACCCUUACCUUCUAGCCCUUUUGUGAAGUUGUCACUAGUGUAUGUAGUAUGAAUUAUGACCAAUGGUUUUCGACCUUGUGAAAUUGAAGACCAACUGAUCCUGAAAGCCUCUUCAUUGCCUUCA
This is a messenger RNA of Brassica oleracea var. oleracea, 1134 nucleotides long. Its product is annotated as trihelix transcription factor ASIL2. The record is from RefSeq and is a predicted model, not a curated record. Gene Ontology annotation, molecular function: transcription cis-regulatory region binding. Bases 83 to 841 code for a protein of 252 amino acids. Gene Ontology annotation, cellular component: nucleus. NCBI's taxonomy places the organism in Eukaryota, Viridiplantae, Streptophyta, Magnoliopsida, Brassicales, Brassicaceae. The transcript has 2 exons.